CGCCGUGCGGAUGAGGCUCCGCCGCCCCCCUCGCCCCAAAAGGGCGGGAACGGCCCUGAGGGGGCUGCGCUGCCCUCGGAGGGGGUGUGACUGUGGAAACUGAACCCCGCUCCCUCGGGAUAAGGGUAGAGCAGUGGGGUCCCAUCUGUGACCCCUUGCUUCCUCCUGCUGGUUCUGUGCCUUUGCCAUGGAAAAUGUGUUGCCGUCUGCUGUUCUGGAAAUCUGUGUGCUGCUUGGAGUCCCCAGGGACAAAGUGAAAGAAGUCUGCCAGGCUGCUCAUAAAAAUGAUGUGAAGAACUUUCCUCCCUUUGAGCCAGAAGUUCUUUCUGUUUUUGUUCCUCCAUUUAUCAGCAAGCAGGAGUUCCAGACAACAACUAUAAAUAACAAUGCAUUCAACAAAAGACGCCGUUCCUUUCGGAAAAAAAAAGAGAAACCGAAGAUUGAAAGCGCAAGAGCUCUGAAUGGAGCCCACAAAGUGCCUGAGGCUGAGGAUAUUAGUGUUCCCAAAGAUGUUGACCUCAAUGGAUUGCCGCAGCUUUGCUUUCCAGGAGGAUUUUUUGUAUCAACCGAAUCAAAAGAUGACCAUAUCCAUUUCCUGGUUUUCACGGAUGUUUGUGGUAACAGAACCUAUGGUGUAGUCGCACAGUACUACCAGCCUAUUCAAGAUGGACACGUCUCCUUCAAUGGGCAGGUUCACUGGGAAAACCUACAGACUUCUAAAACGGCUGCUGCAUAUUUUGUACCGUUUGCUAUUUGUGUCAUAUCCAGGUAUCCGUAUUUCAACGCCCUCAAAGACUGUCUGUCUUGUUUAUUGGUGCAGUUGAAGCCUUACAAGGAUUUAGAUGUGGAUGAUUGUAUAAAAGAAUUUGCUGCAAAGCUGUCUUUAAUACCCAGUCCUCCCCCAGGACCACUCCAUUUGAUAUUUAAUAUGAAGCCGCUCCAAGUAAUUUUCCCGUCUCGAGAGGACCCUGACAGUCCACUUAUUGACCUGGAUCUUCACCUUCCCUUCUUGUGCUUCAAACCAGAGCAGGUGUUACAGAUUAUAACUUGUAUUUUAACGGAGCGCAAAAUAGUUUUCUUUUCUUCUGACUGGGCGUUGCUAACGCUCAUAUCGGAAUGCUUCAUGCUGUACCUUCAUCCUAUCCAGUGGCAACACACUUUCGUGCCUAUUCUCUCUCGUCAAAUGCUGGAUUUUGUCAUGGCUCCUACGUCCUUCCUGAUGGGCUGUCACCUGGAUCACUUUGAAGAAGUUAGCAAGGAAGCUGAUGAUUUAAUUCUAAUUAACGUUGAUAAUGGGGACAUUGCACAAUCCAAGUCCUUUGAAAAUGAGACCGAAAUUCCAGAUAUCCCCCUCCAAGCAGCAGAAAUAUUUAUAACAAGGAUCGAAGGCCUACAGCUGCAUUACGAUCUUGAAUGCUGCCACCUGGGUUCCAGCACAGACCUUGGUGAAACACAGCUCCGCAGGAGGAACUGGCAGCAGAAACUGAAUUCUGAAAUUCAGCAGAUCACUCUGCAAUUGAUUGUCAAUAUUUUUAGGGAGGUGAAAGACCAUCUGAAUUACGAGCACAGAGUAUUUAAUAGUGAAGAAUUUAUGAAAACAAGAGUUCUAGGCGAUCAACCGUUUUAUAGAAAGGUACUGGAAACCUAUAUGUUUCAUUCUUUUCUUAAAGCUCGGCUUAACAGAAGGAUGGAUGCCUUUGCUCGCCUAGAGCUGAGCACUCAAAGCGAAGAAGACAGAUUCAGCUCCAUGUUUGAUAGCCCAAGGAGAUUGACCAUGGAGAAAAUUGUUUCAAGAAGAUUUAAUCCUCAAUACUUGAUCAGCAAACGUAUGGGAAUAAGUUUGCCUAAUCUGCAAGAUAUCAAGCCGAAGGAUUAUCCAGCUAGGAAUUCAUCUCUUUGGAGUAUAAACGCUAAGCUUGCCACAAGACUGAUUUCUAAAUCAGUGAGCACUUUCAAGAUCCCAGAAAUCCACUUCCCUCUGGUGGGCCAGUGUGUUCACUCUUACUACAUUGAUUUUGUCAACCACCUCAGCAGAGCUAUAAAUAUUUUGCCCCCUGAGAACUCUGCACUGUUGGCAAGGUACUUCUACCUUCGGGGGCUUAUUGGGCUGAUGCAGGGAAAACUUCUUAAUGCACUUUCGGAUUUCCAAAAUCUGUACAAGACAGACGUGAGGAUAUUCCCUACGGACCUUGUGAGGAAGGUAGUGGAAGCUCUUCCUCCUUCGGAGCGAUCCCAAGCGGAUCAGAAGCCUGAACUGAAGAGGCUGAUCAGUCAGGUGCUGGAUAAACAAAGGGAAAUAACCAAAGUAGAUGAUCACGUCAAAAACUUUGCGUUGCCAAAAACUCAUAUGCAGCUGAACGACUUUGUGAAACGCAUUCAAGAAUCUGGGAUUGUCAAAGAUAUUGAUACUAUACACCGGCUGUUCGACUCAUUAACAGUGGGCCACCAGAAACAAAUAGACCCAGAAACGUUUAAAGAUUUCUACAACUACUGGAAGGAGACGGAAUCAGAGGCCCAAGAUGUAAACCUGCCACCCGCUGUAAUUGAACGCUUAGACAAAAACGAAUGCGUCUACAAGUUGUCAGCCUCCGUUAAAACGAACAAAGGGGUUGGGAAAAUAGCAAUGACCCAGAAGCGCUUGUUUCUCUUGACUGAAGGAGGACGGCCAGGCUAUGAAGAGAUUGCCACUUUCAGGGACAUAGAGGAAGUGAAGAGUACUACAGUCGCGUUUCUUCUCCUCAGAAUUCCUACUCUGAAGAUAAAAGCCCUGUCCAAAAAGGAAGUGUUUGAAGCAAACCUUAAGUCAGAGUGUGACCUUUGGCACUUGAUGGUGAAGGAGAUGUGGGCUGGGAAGAAAAUGGCGGAUGAUCACAAGGACCCUCAGUACAUUCAGCAAGCGCUCACUAACGUUCUUCUGAUGGAUGCCGUAGUGGGUGCCUUGCAGUCUUCCAAGAUCAUAUAUGCUGCUUCCAAACUUUCUUAUUUCGACAAGCUGAAGAAUGAAGUGCCCAUGAUGGUCCCCAAAACAACAGCAGAAACACUGAAACACAAGAUCAACCCAUCAGCUGGUGAAACCUUUCCACAGGCUGUGGAGUUCUUGCUUUACACACCAGGGCAGCUUGACCCAGCAGAAAAGCACGGAGAUGCCCAUCCCAAGUUAUGGUGUGCUUUGAAUGAGGGGAAGGUGGUCGUGUUUGAUGCAUCUACAUGGUCUAAACAGCACUGUUUUAAAGUGGGAAGCUCUAAACUGAAAUGCAUGGUAAUGGCAGAACAAAGUCAAGUCUGGAUUGGUUCCCAAGACUCUGUUAUCUAUAUAAUCAACACCCAUAGCAUGUCUUGCAACAAGCAACUGAAUGAUCAUCGCUCUGAAGUCAUGGACAUUAUUGUACAGGACAGAGAUAGCAUCUCCAGCGAGGCGUACUCAUGCAGCUUGGAUGGGACCGUGAUUGCCUGGAACAUCAGCACUUUGAAAGUCAACCGCCGAUUUCAGCUGCCCUGUGAGACUCUGACGUCGAUCAAGUUCCACGACAACCGACUUUGGUGCUGUAUAGGAAGCUGUAUUCUUGUAGUCACGACAAAUGGCUUUGUGCGGCAGAAAGUACAAAUGGAAGAGUACACGAGAGACAUCCCCGUGUCCUUGCUCUCUUUCCAGUUGUUUCCUGAGAGGGACCAAGUGUGGGCAUUGUGUUCAGGGAGCACCGACCUGUUCAUUUGGAAUAUGACUGAUCUCUCGACGCCCUCUCAAAAGAUCAGCCUGCAAGACUGUUCAGAGAUCACCUGCAUGAUGAAAGUAAAAAACCAGAUGUGGGUUGGCGGUAGAGGACUUUCCCAAGGCAAAAUCAAAGGAAAGAUCUAUGUGGUUAAUGCUGAAAAGAAGAUGGUGGAAAAAGAACUGGUUGGGCACAUCGACACGGUGAAGGCUCUGUGCUCUGCCGAGGACAGAUACGUUCUCAGUGGCGCCGGAAAGGAAGAAGGGAAGAUUGCUAUCUGGAAGGUUGAAUAGGGUCAGACGUUUUCACAGUUUUAAAACAUGGAUAGAGGAAGCAGGGAGGGGAUUCUGCUAGCUUCAGCUCUGUAUAUAUCUCAUUCUUCAGUGUUUUUAAUUUAUUAGAAUAAUGUUCAGUGUAACUAAGUUACCAAAAUACGAAGCAGCAGAAGUAAAUCUCUUAACCAGGAGCCGCUCAUCGAAAAAAACUCAAAAAUAAAAUGGCGAAUAUAAAAAAUGAAGACACAGCAACCACAAGCCUCCGUUGCCACAAUCCUAACCCAUCCCAUGGUAUGGUUGGAGCGUUAAGACUGACGCAGGGAGAAACAAGAAAACUCAGGCUGGAUCUUGAGAGUCCCUCCAUUAGCGCAAGGGGCACUUGGGCUCACACCGGAUUUGCUGGUUGCAAAUAUCAAAACAAAGACGCUGCAGCCUCAAGGAUCCACUGCCUCCACUCCAUCCGCCACGAUCCAGUUCAAUGAGGUGUAUAGUAGUGUAAAAAUAUUGUAAAGAUAGAAUAAUUAAUCUUCCAGUACACAUUUAAUGUGGAACUACUGAUUUCAUAUAUUGUAAGUGUAACUAAAGGAAGAAUUUCAGUGUCAUAAUAAAAAACAUGGCUACUUAAGAGA
Eublepharis macularius is the source of this 4614-nucleotide messenger RNA. RefSeq names its product DENN domain containing 3 (gene DENND3). Gene Ontology annotation, molecular function: protein binding. Bases 188 to 4003 code for a protein of 1271 amino acids. The transcript has 24 exons. Lineage: Eukaryota; Metazoa; Chordata; Lepidosauria; Squamata; Eublepharidae. The record is from RefSeq and is a predicted model, not a curated record. Gene Ontology annotation, cellular component: cytoplasmic vesicle. Gene Ontology annotation, biological process: regulation of Rab protein signal transduction.